Molecule: messenger RNA, 2313 nt
Organism: Rubroshorea leprosula
Lineage: Eukaryota; Viridiplantae; Streptophyta; Magnoliopsida; Malvales; Dipterocarpaceae
Source: the annotation of a GenBank genome assembly
AAAAAUGGACAAAGAAAACUGUACACUUGGCGCUGCUGCUACGCCCAUGUUACCACCGCCUCCUCCUCCCUUUCCAGCUUUCCUCGUCAUCCCGACAAUGUCCACUUUCUUCUUGUUGCAAUCGAAGUCCCAUGCCAUGUUCAUGUUGUCCUUCCCUCCUUGCUUCCUUGCGUUUAAUUUUACCCCGCGUGAAAUUGGUUUGGGUUUGUACCGGCCGGAAAGCUUCAUGUCGGCCGGUAGACUAAAUACUUGGCCGGUUUGACCGAUAAUUGUUCCGGUAGAACACGGUACCGGGAAAAGACCAAAACCGGUACCUGAUUCUUAUUAAUUACCAUGUCGCAACCAAUAAUUCAUGUUUUUCUUUUUCCCUACAAAAGUCUCUUUCUUCCUCCAUUUCCCUUUCAGAACUUUCAAGCUGAAGCAGCUCAUGUUUCACGAUUCAGCCUGUCCAAUUUUCUUUUCUCUUAAUCACAAACACAAAGAGCUACAUGUUAAUUCUGGAAACUUGAUUUAUAUGAGUGCUGCGGAUUUCCUCGGAAACAGAGGAGAGAAGGAAUCGGCCUAUAAUCAAAGAUGCAAAAAAAGAAUCAUCAAGGCUUGGGGUGGAGAUGUCUAUAUGCCAUGUUUAUUGCUCUUAUUCUUACUGCCAUACUACGUCGGAGUUCAACAAAAGGUCCAUCAGUGCCUUCUAUGUCAUCAGACCAACAUCAGUUUACAGAGGCUUCUACUGUAUCAUCAACCCAAGAUCAGCUUACAGAGUCUUCUCCUGGUAACCAAGAUCAGCUUUUGGAGUCUUCCUCAGAUAACCAAGAUCAGUUUGCAGAGAAAGAGUCUUCUCCAGAGGCUCUUGCAAAUUCCCCAGAAAAUGCCCUGGUUUCAGUGAACCCUGAAGACAAUAUGGAGAACAUGGAUUCUCCCUCAGUCAUGGCUGAAGAAACAGAAAAUACUGUAGAUAAUUUUGGUGCUCCAUCAACAAAUUCUACGGCUUCAAUCCCUCUCGAGAGGGAAUACGGUGGUGUUGCUAACAUGUCCUCCUCCAACACACAAGUUUGUGACUACUCAAAGGGUAGAUGGGUUGCCGACAGCAGGCGUCCUUUCUAUUCUGGAUUUGGAUGUAGAAGGUGGUUACCAAAAGCCUGGGCUUGUAGGCUGACCCGAAGAACAGAUUUCUCAUAUGAGGGAUAUAGAUGGCAGCCAGUGAAUUGUGAAAUCCCAGAGUUCAAUCGGUUUACAUUCUUGACAAAAAUGCAGGACAAAACAAUUGCUUUUAUAGGAGAUUCAUUGGGCCGCCAACAAUUCCAUUCUCUCAUGUGUAUGGCCACCGGCGGAGAAGAAAGCCCUGAAGUCAAAGAUGUUGGGCGAGAAUAUGGUCUUGUCAAACAUCCUGGAGCCAUUCGUCCUGAUGGCUGGGCUUUCCGCUUCCCUUCUACUAAUACUACCAUUUUAUUUUACUGGUCAUCGACACUAUGCAAAUUGGAGAGAAUCAAUAGCUUGGAUUCACAUUUCAAAUUCGCCUUGCAUUUGGAUCGUUCACCAAGCUUCAUGAGGAAAUUCCUUCCUCGGUUUGACAUCUUAGUUCUGAAUACAGCACAUCACUGGAUCAGGACAAAGUUUAUAGCAAAUGGGUGGACGAUGUAUUUGAAUGGAAAGCCAAUCAAGGACGGAAUACUUGUUGAUAUGACAAACGUGAAGAAUUACACAGUUCAUAGAGUUGUAAGAUGGCUCGAUUCACAAAUCUCUUUACGUCCUCAGCUGAAAGCCUUUUUCAGGACCAGGUCUCCUAGGCAUUUAGUUAAUGGGGACUCCAACAGUGGCGGCAACUGUAAUAAUACUACUCCUUUGAACGGAGGGAGUGAAGUCAUGCAAGAUGGAUCCAGUGAUAAAGUAGUCGCGAGUGCUGUUAAGGGCACAAGGGUGAAGAUUUUGGAUAUAAGUGCGCUUUCUUCACUAAGAGAUGAGGCUCAUAAAUCCAACUACGGUGGUUUUGGAACAUCGGUUUUCGGUGGUUUUGGAACAUCGGUUUUCUAUGAUUGCCUGCAUUGGUGCUUGCCUGGCAUUCCAGAUACAUGGAAUGAACUCCUCAUUGCUCAACUGUAAGGUUAUAGUUCUUUAUGGAAGAUCUGCAGUCCAAAAUUGUUGUUCUUUAGUAUGUUGCUUUGGAAUAUUGAUUAUAUUGAUCCUUGAAUUUUUCUAAAAUGUCAGUUCUUUCAUAUAUUCAUUUCAAGGGAAUCUACUCUUCCCAGGCAUUUCAAUGGUUCUUCACAUUUCUUGUUGAGAUCAUGACUGUCUUGGUAGUAAAAUAAGGGUUUGUUA